This is a messenger RNA of Pediculus humanus corporis (human body louse), 639 nucleotides long. Its product is annotated as FK506-binding protein 7 precursor, putative. The transcript has 3 exons. Gene Ontology annotation, molecular function: peptidyl-prolyl cis-trans isomerase activity; calcium ion binding. Lineage: Eukaryota; Metazoa; Arthropoda; Insecta; Psocodea; Pediculidae. The record is from RefSeq and is a predicted model, not a curated record. Bases 1 to 639 code for a protein of 212 amino acids.
AUGAUUUCGUUAAAGUGUUACAUUUUAUUUGCAUUUUUAUUAGUUUUAGUCUCUAGUGAUGAUAAAAAAGAAACAACGGACGAACUUAAAAUUGAAUACGUAUCAAAACCGGAUGAAUGUACGGCCACAUCGAAAAAUGGAGACAUGUUGACGAUGCAUUAUACGGGAACGUUAGCCAACGGUACUAAAUUCGAUUCCAGUCGUGACAGAGAAGAACCGUUUACGUUUCAAAUAGGAGUAGGACAAGUUAUUAAAGGAUGGGAUCAAGGAUUGUUGGAUAUGUGCGUGGGAGAAGUUAGAAAAUUGACUAUACCUCCUCAUUUGGGAUACGGGGACAGAGGAGCCGGAAAUGUUAUUCCCGGAGGAGCCACUUUAUUUUUCGAAGUCGAACUCAUGAAAAUCGGUGAUGCUCCACCGACGACAAACGUUUUUAAAGAAAUCGAUGCGGAUGCCGAUAAACAAUUGUCAAGAGAAGAGGUUUCAAGUGCGGCGGAUGGUUCAGCAGAAGACGAAGAAAUCAAAAGAAUGCUCAACGAUCACGAUAAAUUAGUCGAAGAAAUUUUCCAACACGAAGAUUCUGAUAAAAACGGUUUUUUAUCACACGAUGAAUUUUCCGGUCCCAAACACGAUGAAUUGUGA